ACUUAAAUAGUGCGAUCCCUCUCUAGUAUUUGGCACAUGGAUGGAUGUCCUCGGUGCAAUUGAUAUCAUAUCUAUCAUGUUAGUCUAUAUUUAAUAUAUUAUCUUUUGAAAAGUGUCUGGAGAGUGCGAUCUCUUUCUAAUUUUUUACAUGCCUCAUAUAUUCUGUUGGUCUAUCCGUUUUUCUGUGUUUGUUUUUUUUUUGGCGGAGGAAGUGUACUAGUUCAGUCCAGAAAUUCUUCCAGUUCCAUAGAAUCCGAGUCCACAUCAUCUCUCAGAAAUGAAGCGCAGGGUGUUGAUGCUGUGCGGGGACUACAUGGAAGAUCAGGAGGCCAUGGUCCCUUUUCAAGCGUUGCAGGCCUUUGGAGUUGCCGUCGAUGCCGUCUGUCCCGGAAAGAAAUCCGGCGACAUCUGCCGCACCGCCGUUCAUCAACUCUCUCCUUCUCACCAGGUCCACGAAACAGGAAUUUACAACCACAGUACAUUUACUGCAUUCUCACAGACAUAUUCGGAAUCACGUGGUCAUAAUUUUACACUCAAUGCAACAUUCGAUGACGUUGAAGCUGACAAUUAUGAUGGAUUAAUAAUCCCAGGAGGGCGGGCUCCUGAAUAUCUUGCUAUUGAUGCAUCAGUUGUAGAUUUGGUGAAAAAGUUUACAGACUCCACAAAGGCAAUUGCAGCGAUUUGCCAUGGGCAAUUGGUCCUAGCAGCUGCUGGCUCGGUUAAAGGUCGGAGGUGCACAGCAUAUCCUCCUGUGGGACCUGUACUUGUUGCUGCAGGUGCUCACUGGGUGGAACCAGAGACCAUGGCUGCGUGUGUUGUUGAUGGUAACAUAAUAACAGGGGCUACAUAUGAAGGCCAUCCCGAGUUUAUUAGGGCUUUUGUGAAGGCACUAGGAGGCAACAUAACUGGUCCAAAUAGAAGAGUUCUGUUUCUCUGUGGAGACUUCAUGGAAGAUUAUGAGGUAGCUGUGCCUUUUCAGUCGCUUCAAGCUCUAGGGUGCCAUGUUGAUGGAGCAUGCCCCAAGAAGAAAGCUGGUGAUAUGUGCGCAACUGCUGUCCAUGAUUUUGAAGGUGAUCAAACCUACAGUGAGAAGCCAGGACAUAAUUUCACUUUAACAGCUGAUUUUGAAGGUUUAGAUGCCUCCAGUUAUGAUGCUCUUGUAAUCCCUGGCGGUCGGGCUCCAGAAUAUUUGGCACUAGAUAAGAAUGUUAUUGAACUAGUGAAACAAAUUAUGGAAGCCAAGAAACCAGUUGCAUCGAUCUGCCAUGGGCAACAGAUUCUAGCUGCUGCUGGCGUUCUACAGGGUAGGAAUUGCACUGCAUACCCUGCGGUGAAGCUUAAUGUGAUUUUGUCAGGAGCAACAUGGCUUGAACCCAAUCCAAUACAUCGUUGCUUCACUGAUGGGAAUUUGGUGACUGGAGCGGCUUGGCCAGGCCACCCGGAGUUCAUCUCUCAAUUGAUGGCAUUGCUGGAUGUUGGAGUAUCAUUUUAGUUGCUAUUACCAGGUUCAUCAUUUACGUGUAAAAUAUACCUUUACUACAGUAAUCCAUCAAAGAGUAAUAAGUUGAUAACAUGUAUGAGACCAUGGGAAGUUGAUACUGCGGUUGUAAUAUAUACAUGACAUGUACCAUGCACCUUUGCUUGGGGAAUGGAGACUCACCAUGUUUUUAAGUUAUUUCAAAUAAAUUGAUGGAACUUUUGAUUAAUCA
Messenger RNA from Rosa chinensis, 1709 nucleotides. Its product is annotated as protein DJ-1 homolog D. The transcript has 5 exons. NCBI's taxonomy places the organism in Eukaryota, Viridiplantae, Streptophyta, Magnoliopsida, Rosales, Rosaceae. Bases 278 to 1492 code for a protein of 404 amino acids. The record is from RefSeq and is a predicted model, not a curated record.